Molecule: messenger RNA, 1200 nt
Organism: Ceutorhynchus assimilis (cabbage seed weevil)
Lineage: Eukaryota; Metazoa; Arthropoda; Insecta; Coleoptera; Curculionidae
Source: the annotation of a GenBank genome assembly
AUGCAACCUCAAAAUGAAGAAAUUAAUCUUCAGGUCCAUGAGAUGCCAGACCAAGUCGAGAAUGUUCAAGCCGAAACUACACCUGAUAGGACUGCUUCACCCCAACCCGGUCCAAGCACUAGAAUAACCCCACCUUCAACCCCAGUUGAGCCAGUGAAAAAUAUCACCACGGACAGACAAGACCCGAAAAAAAUAUAUUUUUCUCCCGAAGACAUUCUUCCUUUUCCGAAGGCUGGGCCACGCCAAAAUAAAAGAUCAGUGAAAAAAGGGAAAACUAUGGUACUGACAUCAACUCCGGAUUACCAAGAACUAAAGACUGCAAAAGUAAGUCGACCAGCAAAAGCGAAGACAGUUAAAAAGCAAAUUGUAGAAAGUAUGACAUUAGCACCCAGAAAACUCCCGCAGAAGAGAGAGAUAGAAAAUGAUUCUUCAUCAGAAAGUUCCACUGACAUCGAAUAUGCUGAAUCAAGCAAUUCCCAAACAACUCUAAGCUUUGCUAGGGUGAUUAAAGAAGAAGAAGCACAGAAUGGUGAUCUAGUUGCAGCUGCUUCGGGUCACGGUCAUAAACACUCGAGCAGUCACGAAGAAGGCGGAGGUAAAAAGCACGAAGCCCACCAUCACUCCGAGCACGGAGAAAAGGGCGAUAAAGGCUACAAAACCGACCACCAUCACGACAAAGGCCAUCACGGUAAGCACGGCAAACACCACGAGGCCCACCAUCACGGAGAAAAAGGCGGACACCACAAACACCACCACGACGAAGCCGGCCACAAAAGCGAACACCACGAGGGUGGCAAACACCACAAGGAAGGCAAGUUCGGCGAGAAAAAGGGCCACAAAAAAGGCCAAAAAACUUCAGGUUUCCACCACAAGAGCCACAAAGACGAGUACCACAAAGAACACAAAUUCUACGACGAUUACCAUAAAGGCGGCCACCACAGCAAACAUGGCGAGCAUGAAGGGCAUCACGGCGGCAAAGAGGGUCACCACAAGAAGGGUGGAUCGCACAAGAGCGGAUCGCACGGCGAACACCACGGCAAAAAGGGUCAUUCUGAAAAGGGACACCACGACGAGCAUCAUAAAGGACACAAAGGGCACGGUGGACAUGAGAGUCAUCACUCUCAUCACAGUGAUUACGGAAAGAAAGGAGGACAUUCUGGCGGUAAGGAGUACGGAUACAGUCAUGGAAAGAAACACUAA